GCAAAGUGUACAAAGGUGAAGUGCUGACGUCAGACGGCCAGCCUCUGCUGGUGGCGAUCAAGACGCUGAAAGAGAACGCGACGGCGAAGACAGUGAACGACUUCCGUCGCGAGGUCGACUGGAUGUCGGAGUUGCGUCACCCGAACAUCGUCUGCCUGCUGGGCGUGUGUCUGGCGGGCGAGCCGCUCUGCAUGCUGUUCGAGUUUAUGGUCAAGGGAGACCUGCACGAGUUCCUCAUGGCGCACUCGCCAAGGUGCGACGUGUCCUCGUCGCAUGGCCUCGUCGAUGGCCCGCCGCUCGACCAGGCCGAUUUCAUGCAUAUUGCUGUGCAGGUUGCUGCUGGUAUGGAAUACCUGUGCAGUCACCACUAUGUGCAUAGAGACCUAGCUGCCAGGAAUUGCCUGGUGGGGGACAAGCUCACUGUUAAAAUAUCCGACUUUGGAUUGUCAAGAGAUAUAUAUUCUUCUGAUUACUAUAGGGUACAAUCUAAGUCAUUACUUCCUGUACGGUGGAUGCCUCCUGAAUCCAUACUCUAUGGAAAGUUCACAACCGAGUCAGAUGUGUGGAGCUAUGGUGUCGUAUUGUGGGAAAUCUAUAGCUAUGGACUCCAGCCAUACUACGGCUACAGCAACCAGGAGGUGAUCGACAUGAUCCGGUCGAGGCAACUGCUGCCCUGCCCUGAGGACUGCCCCUCGCGCAUGUACUCUGUCAUGAUGGAGUGCUGGCAUGAGGUGCCCAUUCGCCGGCCACACUUCCCCGAAAUACAUGCCAGACUGCGACAGUGGAUGGGCAGUCAUCAGCAGCCUAUGGGUGGUGGCAUCAGUGGAAGCAGUGGUACCAACUCAACCCAGCUAUCACACCCCUCACCCCACCAGUUGGUGGUCAGGCUGCCACCCUACAACAAGCUCAAUGCUGCCAACAUAUGAGAAUCACCUGACGAGGCUGUCCUGCUCUGGCUCU
Nilaparvata lugens (brown planthopper) is the source of this 960-nucleotide messenger RNA. Its product is annotated as tyrosine-protein kinase transmembrane receptor Ror-like. The record is from RefSeq and is a predicted model, not a curated record. Gene Ontology annotation, molecular function: transmembrane receptor protein tyrosine kinase activity; ATP binding. Gene Ontology annotation, biological process: protein phosphorylation; positive regulation of kinase activity; multicellular organism development. Gene Ontology annotation, cellular component: membrane; signaling receptor complex. The annotation marks the transcript as partial. NCBI's taxonomy places the organism in Eukaryota, Metazoa, Arthropoda, Insecta, Hemiptera, Delphacidae. The transcript is spliced from 5 exons.